Molecule: messenger RNA, 1474 nt
Organism: Trematomus bernacchii (emerald rockcod)
Lineage: Eukaryota; Metazoa; Chordata; Actinopteri; Perciformes; Nototheniidae
Gene: lrrc61
Product: leucine rich repeat containing 61
Exons: 9
Coding region: 171-959 (262 amino acids)
Cellular component (GO): cytoplasm
Molecular function (GO): protein kinase binding
Source: RefSeq, a predicted model, not a curated record
CACCUGCCUCCUAUUAUUGCAGCAAAGCAGUACAGUGAGCGUGUCCUGACUGCACCUCAGGACAGAUGCCAGUUUUACAUUUCCAUAAAACAACCACUGCCUUGUCUUUCCACCACAUUGGUUAAAAUCAUCGCUUAUUGCGAUAGUUAAGUUAUCUUGCAAAGUUGCUCAUGAUGGACUCUAAGCGAGAUAAAGACCAAGAUGCAGACUGUGAGAAGAUAACGCCUGUGCUGCUCAAGUCGCGUACAGGAGAAUUUGAUUUGGAGUCAAUACUGUUUCUCAAACUGAGAGGUCUUGGAAUAAUUGAUCUUGGAUGCAUUGGAGAAUGUUUAAAUUUAGAGAAACUGGACCUCUCUGGAAAUAACAUAACAAAUGUAGCUCCUCUAGCAUCUCUCCGGCUUCUUUCUGUACUCUGUUUGUCUUCAAACAGGAUUUCCAAUUUAGAACCCCUGCGCAAUUGUGAAGGCUUACAGAACUUAAACUUGGCUGGUAAUAUCAUAUCCAGCAUUGAGAACCUACAAUGCCUUCAGCUGUUGAGAAAGCUAGAAAGUAUACGUCUUAAAGACAACACCUACAAUUACACUAACCCAGUGUGCAGGAACGCAGCAUAUAGAAACAUAGUUCUUGAGAUGUUCCCCCACAUCAAGGUGCUUGAUGGGGAAAGAGUGGUUGGGCGUGGCAGUGAACUGUACCAAUUAUGUAAAGACAUUGAUGAAACCAUCAAAGCUGGUUCAUACAAGAAUGGACAGCUUGUGGAACACACUGAUUGCAAACCAUGGGUAGAGGAUAAUUACUGGGAGUUAAAAAGAUCAAACAAUGCCAUUAUUGAAGAAGCCUACAAACAGUUCAACGAUGUACUUCAUGAAUGCAGACUCCUGAACAACAGAGCCUCUCACGUUAUUUCCCAAACUGAAAGAUCUAUGAGCCUGAAGAAGCAGCCAAAGCAGUAUGCGAUUUGAGUUGGACUAUAUGAACACAUUUACGUUUUUGUUGUAUGAUGCACCAUGGCUGUACUGUAGGCUUUUCAAAUUACUAAGCUUUAUCCAAAUGCUUGAUCAGUAUCAGACACAUGCUUUGUAUUUGCAUUGUGAGGCAUUUGUUGAAAUUCUAUCUCAUCCUAUGCAUUGAGUAUCAACGAUACACAUAAGUGGUUUGAAAACCUUUAUCUAUACUGACAACUCUCAGUUUGGUUCAAAGAUGUCUUUACUUGCACAGUGUGCAUUUUGUACCAUGUUGUAUCCUGCAUUUAUGCUAGGAGCUAUGCUGCUUAACAAUUUCUAUAAACUUCAUCCAUAUUGCAUUGCUGGAUAAUGUUGGGAGUUAAUGUGUCCCAUGCUGUUUGCUUUCCUUGUAAGUUGAACUUUUGCAAUAAGUGAUAGAAUGAUGUUUCAGCUGUUUCUAUUUGUUUUAUAACAUAACGUUUAUUAUGUGUACGAACAACUUCUGGAAAAAUACAAUGUUUUCAAACGUGUUC